AUGGAAGACACCAGCACUUCUGCAAUGGCUGAGGAAGCUACCAAUGAUCCCAAGGACGCUGCCAAUGAUGCCAAGGACGCUGAUUCUGCUGCUGCCAGAAAUGAUAAUGAAAGGGGUUUUGAAGGGGUCAUCUUUUCUUCCUCAUCAGUUUUAGACUUGAGUCAGAAAGGCCUGUGCCACUUGGGAGAGUUCUUGAAAGUUCCCCACCUUCAACAAUUGCACCUACAGAGGAAUUCGCUCAUCAGGAUUCCGAAGGAUUUUUUCCAGCUGCUGCCCAACCUGAUAUGGCUAGACCUCCGUUACAACAAGAUCAGGGCUCUUCCCUCUGGGAUUGGCUCUCACAAACAUUUGAAAACUUUGCUUUUAGAAAGAAAUCCUAUCAAAAUGUUACCCAUUGAGCUAGGCCAGGUCGCCACACUGAAGGCCUUGAACCUGAGAUUCUGCCCUCUGGAAUUCCCUCCUCACCUGAUCGUGCAGAAAGGCUUGGUGGCAAUCCUGACCUACCUGCGCUUCUGCUCCGUGGAGAAUGCCUUCCCUGGAGAUGAGUUGCCUCAGGUCUCAGUGGUUAAGAUGGGCCUCAAUGACCUUUUGUACCCUGUGCUUUCUCAUCUCCAUAUAGGCAUAUUCACUGAGAAAGGCCUUAAUGCUCUGGGCCUCGAGGCAGCUGUGGCAAAGGAAAAGGCUGACUUCUUCCCACGUAUGGGCAGGCUAGACCUAAGCAAAUCCAGUGCCUUCUCUGAGAACUGGCCCAGUAAGGAGGAAAUCAAGCGCUUCUGGAAGCUGAGGCAGGAGAUCGUGGGGAUUGAGGAGGUGGAGGUUCAGGGGAAGAAGCACCUGGCUGCCGAGCUGCCUCCAAAUCUCAGGGAGGCACUAAAUAACAAGGAGAAAAGGCACCAGAAGCGAGGACCCACAGUCAGAAAGAAGUCCACCCCCUCCAAAGGCAUCCUUCCCAACAUCCCUUCAACGAAUCAAAACACAAUUUAUACAAAAAGGCUGGAGGACAGUCAUAUGGUGGCUCUCCGGGAGCUCCAAGAGAAGGAGGCACUGCUGGAGCAGCGGAGGAGAGACAAGCUAGUUCUGAAGGAGUGGAGAGAGCAGACCCAGCUAAUGAGGAGCAGGAGGGAGCUCAAUAAUCCCCAGCCUUUCAAUAAGAACACGAUGGCAUCAAAGAUUCCCUUUGCCACAGAUUGGAUAGACUAUAGGAAAACGCCAGUGGAUCCACUUGGGAAAGUGAAGCACAGCAAAGAGAGGACAACACAAAGGAGUUCAGAACUAAGCACCUUGCCAUUAGCUGAGCUGGAGGAGAGGAUAAGACGGCACACAGAGCAGAUCCAUGCUCGAAGCUUCCUGGGCACCAACCCACUGCAAGACAUAAAGGUGGCCAGCCAGGACCUGGAAAAAGCCAAGAAACUUCAGGAGGAGUUAGGGACACUGAAACUGAAGAUGACCUUGAACAAAGAACAUCCAUUUGGAACUUUAACUGGAAACCUUUCACUUCACCCACCAGCAUCACAGCCUCAAAAAAUAUUUUUUAACACAAAAUACUAG
Molecule: messenger RNA, 1548 nt
Organism: Psammomys obesus (fat sand rat)
Lineage: Eukaryota; Metazoa; Chordata; Mammalia; Rodentia; Muridae
Gene: Lrrc27
Product: leucine rich repeat containing 27
Exons: 11
Coding region: 1-1548 (515 amino acids)
Molecular function (GO): protein binding
Source: RefSeq, a predicted model, not a curated record